Molecule: messenger RNA, 4615 nt
Organism: Amphibalanus amphitrite
Lineage: Eukaryota; Metazoa; Arthropoda; Thecostraca; Balanomorpha; Balanidae
Product: proteoglycan 4-like
Exons: 2
Coding region: 90-2423 (777 amino acids)
Source: RefSeq, a predicted model, not a curated record
AGGAUUGUCCUGCAUCGCGGCGGUCUGAUCACCGCGCCCGAGCGCAGGUCAGCGCAGGUCACCGCCGCCCGCCCCAGACACCGCCAGCCAUGGCCAGCGCCGCGCGACUCGGUCUCAGUCUCAUCGCCGCCGCGUCGGUGAUAGCCGUGCAACAUGCCGGGGCGCUGCCCCCGCCGUCCGCCGAACUGGCCGCGGCAGACGUGCUGGAGAGCAUCCAGCAGCAGGUACACACCAUGCAGAGCCAGCUGACGGACCUGCUGACCGCCAUCGACACGGAGCCAACAUCACCCCAGCCUACAACGCAGAAAGUCACAACACCGGAGCCAACAACACCCGAGCCUACAACGCAAAAGGUUACAACUCCCGAGCCUACAACACAGAAAGUUACAACUCCGGAGCCUACAACACAGAAGGUCACAACGCCGGAGCCUACCACACAGAAGGUUACAACACCUGAGCCUACAACGCAGAAAGUUACAACACCGGAGCCUACGACACAAAAGUUUACAACUCCCGAGCCUACCACACAGAAAGUUACAACUCCGGAGCCUACCACACAGAAGGUCACAACGCCGGAGCCUACAACACAGAAGGUUACAACUCCAGAGCCCACAACGCAGAAAAGUACAACACCGGAGCCAACAACACCCGAACCUACAACGCAGAAAGUUACAACACCGGAGCCUACAACACAGAAAGCUUCAACUCCGGAGCCUACAACUCAAAAGAUUACAACGCCGGAGCCUACAACACCGGAGCCUACAACGCAAAAGAUUACAACUCCCGAGCCUACUACACAGAAAGUUACAACCCUGGAGCCAACAACACAGAAAGUUACAACUCCGGAGCCUACAACUCAGAAGAUCACAACGCCGGAGCCUACAACACAGAAGGUCACAACAACGGAGCCUACAACGCAAAAGGUUACAACUCCCGAGCCUACUACACAGAAAGUUACGACUCCGGAGCCUACAACUCAGAAGAUUACAACGCCGGAGCCUACAACACAGAAGGUCACAACUCCGGAGCCUACAACGCAAAAGGUUACGACUCCCGAGCCUACUACACAGAAAGUUACAACUCCGGAGCAUACAACACCUGAGCCUACAACACAGAGGGUUACAACGCAGGAUCCUACAACACAAAAGGUUACAACCCCAGAGCCAACAACAACGACGCCUACAACUCCCGAGCCUACGACGCAGAAAGUUACGACUCCGGGGCCAACAACGCCGGAGCCUACAACGCAAAAAGUUACGACGCUGGAGCCGACAACACCUGAGCCUACAACACAAAAGGUUACAACUCCAGAACCUACAACACAGAGGGUUACAACGCUGGAACCUACAACACAGAAAGUUACAACGCCGGAGCCUACAACGCAGAAAGUUACAACCCCAGAACCGACAACACCUGAGCCUACGACGCAGAAAGUUACAACAACGGAGCCAACAACACCGGAGCCUACAACGCAAAAGGUUACAACUCCCGAGCCUACAACACAGAAAGUUACAACUCCGGAGCCUACAACACAGAAGGUUACAACACCGGCGCCUACGACGCAGAAAGUUACAACUCCCCAGCCUACAACACAGAAAGUUACAACGCCGGAGCCAACAACACCGGAGCCAACAACACAAAAGGUUACAACUCCGGAGCCAACAACACCGGAGCCUACAACACAAAAGGUUACAACUCCGGAGCCUACAACACAAAAGGUUACAACUCCGGAGCCUACGACGCAGAAAGUUACAACGCCGGAGCCUACGACGCAAAAGGUUACAACUUCCAAGCCUACCACACAGAAAGUUACAACUCCGGAGCCUACAACACCUGAGCCUACAACACAAAAGGCUACAACGCCGGAGCCUACCACUGCGAAGGCCUCUACAGUGGGACCCACUGGUGGCUCUUCCCCUUCGGGUCUGUUCAGGGUGUCGCUCCGCGGCGCUCCUGCCCUGACGUUCCGGCUCGCCCGUCUCCUGAAUGAGGUCAGCUGCGAGUCGCUGCAGCGGGACCUGAACCGGACGCUGGACGACGUCGACGACGCCCUGGCGCUGGUGGAUGCGCAGCAGUUCGACAACGCCACCCUCGGCGCACUGUCCGCCGGCAACGAGCGGCUCAACUGGACGCUGGAGUGCGCCGACACCGGCCGGCUGGUGCUGAGCGGCGGCGAGCGCGACUUCCUGCGCCAGCGGAUCCCCGCCGUGGAGACCACCGCCGCCGCCGCCGCCGACACCAUCGACGGCAUCGUCAGCCCGCCGACGCCGGCGCCAGCUGACGACUCGGGCUUCCGGUCGGCGACCAUCGCGCUGGGCGUGCUGCUGUCGCUGACGCUGGUCGGUGCCGCCGUGCUGGCCGUGCUGGUCACCCGCCGGAGAGCCGCCGCCGGCCAGGGACUCGACAACGAGGGCUUCAACUGAGACAACAGCCGCUCCAACUGAGACAACAGCCGCUUCAAUUAGACAAAACCUCUCCAACUGAGACUCCGACGGCUUCAACUAAGAUAUCGACCGUAUCGACUGUCACUCUGCCGGACACUAUCCGGCGGAGAGUGGUGUCCUUCUGUCAUCUCCUAGCGUCUUGCAGCGGAAUGAAGCCGGUAUAACAGACGGCAUGUGCUGCCCAAGUCGCUGCUCCACACAAGUAUUAGUUAUACCAGUGUCACGUAUCGGCUAAUAGUGCGCUCGUGGGUGCACAGAUGUCGCUGCUACUAUUUUUGUAAGUGCGAAUGACACCGUUCCACAAUCGCUCUUUCUGUCCGUGUAAUCAUUCUCAUCUCAUAAUUCGGGUGUUCCAGAGGUGAGUGCGUGCUUUAACGGCGAUCCACAGAGCGUCGGUAGGUAGUGGUGUCAGGCGCACAGCCGGCCGGCGCGGUAAAAGCGCACGCCGUGCGGUGUGGUGCGGAGUGUGAGUGUAGAUAAUGUGCAGACAGAACUGAAAUUAAAACAGAUCAGCCACGUGGAGCCGUGGAGAUGAAUUCACAACCUAUAUCGGCUGGCGACAUAAGAUAUACGCAAUGCAAUGAUGUGUCCGACGAGCGCAAAUGCAACGUGUGCCUGUAUGUGGUUAUCAUGGGCGUCGAAACCGGGGGGGACGGGGGGGACGCGUCCCCCCCAGUCGAGGAAUCCGGGGGGGACGUCCCCCGCAAAAAUAUCCUCAUGAAUGAUUAAAAAAGUGAUCAACGAAAUUGGUGUAUUGUCGUUUUGGGAUGAAAUUGCGGAUACCUACUCGUAUACAAAUUGAAUCAUGCGAAUUGCUGACACUGCACUUGCUUGCAGGGCUGCGGAGUAGAUUGAUUUUGGUAGCUCUGACUCCGACUUUUAAAAAAUCGCUCGGAGUCCCCACCCCAUCUCCGAUCACGGCAUCCCUCGGCCCGCAUCGGAGUGAAAAACAUGUGAUGUGAUGCUUUUGUCUCUUUGAACAUUUCUUGGCACGUUAAAAGAUAACAUUACCUACGAGGUGCAGCUCUGGACUGUCCGUCCCAGGUCCUCGAUAGGGAGCCAAAGCUCCAGUUGUAGGGGCGACCAUAUUCAACAAGGGCUGAAGAUCUGUCCCAAAGUCUCAAGCUUGCAAAGACCACACAUUUUAUGUAGGAUAUUCGUAAUAGUCAAGACCUUCAGCUCACUCUCAAACGGCCCUCUUCCCGUUCAAGGCCAUCCGACAGCAGAAGGUCUCACCAUGUCCUUUGAACGCUUGAUGCUUGAGGGUGAGAGGACCUCGUCCUGGUCUGAGAGAGCCCAGGAGGAUGUAAUACUCAGUAUGGUCCUACAUUGGUCUUACCAUGACCCGGCCUUCAAUCACCACAGCCAACAGAAUCUCCAGCUUUUAUCCGACCCAUCCUCGGGGAUGACGUUGACUCUGACUUCAGAGUUGAAGUCUGGUACGACUUUGGUGACUCCAACUCCGUAUCCGACCAAAACCGUCGACUACGACCGAAGUCGACUCCGACCCCGCGGUCCUGCAGCUACACUGCACAGAGUUUCAAACUUCUUGGAAAUAAGCUGUACCUAUGGUUGACAGAGGACCACACGAUUUUUUAGAGGCAGGGCUGCUGGACUUGGUGACCAGAUCCUAACUGUCCUGGUAUCAAACUUAUUACUCGGGAUGCAAAAUUUAUGCGUUUUGGGACUGUUUUGCCAAGAGUUUUUGCCAAUUUUCGCGGCGCUUCGCGCCGCCAAUUCAUGCACAGAUAGAAAAGAGUGUGACUAAUAACGCCUCCACGCGAGAACAUGAGAACAUGUGUAUUGUGUAUGCGUUAUAAGUAGUGCAUAGGCCUGAAAUUGUACGGUAACUAGCUUUUGGGUUUUUAGUCAGCCAAUCCGUCCCCCCCAGUCAAAAAUCCGUGGCGACGCCCCUGGUGGUUAUUCAUAUUCAAUGUCAAUAAAACAUCAGAUCAGGUGCGAAGAACACCAAAUGACUUUGAUAGAAACGACGUGUGCCAGGCGGAACUACCAAGUCCCCUUCAUGUCCCGAUGAAAGCCUGGUGCAGGAAAUCAGUUCAUCUCCUUUUCAAACUAAGGUAAUAGCGACAGUUUAAUUACCAGGAGUCAAUGUAAUGAUACGCCUUACACUUAUGCAUUUUUUGCUGCACGUUUACUCCCAUAAAUGACCA